AUAAUAAGGGAUUGACCAAGCGGAGUCCUGUGUGUGACCUUUUCAAGCGAAACAAUCUCAUCCACGUAUACUGUCUAAAGUACAUUCUGUAGCGGUGUAAAAUACCGUAGCAUACUUCCACACAGGACAUCGAAAAUCAGUGUUCAUUUGUGACAAAUCGUUUCCAUCAACCUAACUUUCCAAAACUAGUACCACCGUUGUACAGACGGCUGUGUCCAGUCAGUGAUCAAUGGCUAGCACACGCAAAGUUGGAGUAGCUGUAUGUGGUAUGGGAAAGAUUGGUUCUGUUCAUUUAAACCAUGUGGUACGAAAUCCAAGGACUUCAGUCAAGUGGCUUGUUGAAGAAGAUCUUGAAAGAGCAGUACAUUUAAAAAACGAGUUUUACAUGGACGAUUCCGUACAAAUUGUCAAUGCAAGUAAGCUGAACAAAGUUCUAGAAGACAAAACCACAGCUGUAACAACUGCAGAAGAAUACAGUUUCUCAGCAUUUAAAAACAUCAUACAGAUAUGUAACAUUGUAGAGCGUAUUCAUUUACUUUUCAUUUUUUAUUUUCAAGAUAUUUUUUUACAAUUUUUUAUACAUAUUUGCAGACAUUUUGAUCCAUCUAUACGGGAUAUAUGUAAACGGGUGAAAGCUGGUGAGCUUGGAGAAGUAAAAUCGAUUAAGACAACAAGUAGGGACCAUCUACCACCUCCAAUCAGCAACCUAAAAACUUCUGGUGGUAUAUUCUUUGAUUCCGCAACCCAUGAUAUGGAUUUGAUUUGCUGGAUACUUGGAGAAUCGCCUUCCACUCUAUACUGUCAGGCCCAUGCGUUCAACCCAGAAAUUGCAGCUAUCGAUGACUUUGAUCAAAUUGGAAUCAUGAUGAAAUUUCCAGGCGGGGCUAUAGCACACAUUGACAUAAAUCGACAGGCACUGUAUGGUUAUGAUCAGAGACUUGAGGUAUUUGGAUCUAAUGGUAUGCUUGAGUCUAAAAAUAUGUACCCAACAUCUGUUCACUACCAUAGCAAAUAUGGGCAUAGUUUGGGUCAUAUAGAAGACUCGUUUACAGCCCGCUACAAAGAGUCAUACCGUUUGGAAUUUGAACAUUUUCUGAAUGUCUACCAAGGAAUUGAAUCCACCUUGGACGUAUCAGAAGAAGACUGCAUCCGGGUUACUAGACUUUCCGAGUGUUGUAGAGAGUCGUUACAAUCGGGCAAGCCAAUCCAGUUCAAAAUGAGUUAACCCGUUGGAUGUAAUAUAGAACAUGACAAUGCAAUUUUUUUACGGGAUUUGGUAAAUAAAGAUAAGAUGGUAUUUGAACGAACAAUAUCGUUAAUGCAUAAAAUUGCAUGAAUAGAAGAAGUUACUGGUACCAUUAAAUUUGAAAUAAACUAGGCCACUCAGGGUAUCAGUGUUAGUUUAUAGUAAAAUACAGAGUUAAUAUGUAUAAGAUAUUUUAAUUGUGUCUUAUCGAUAUGUUUUUAAUUUGUUAAACAGAAAUAAAGUGGAAUUGCAUGAUAUAAACUUA
Messenger RNA from Anneissia japonica, 1511 nucleotides. RefSeq lists its product as uncharacterized. Gene Ontology annotation, biological process: NADPH regeneration. The record is from RefSeq and is a predicted model, not a curated record. Gene Ontology annotation, molecular function: oxidoreductase activity. The coding region runs from base 230 to 1225 and encodes 331 amino acids. Gene Ontology annotation, cellular component: cytoplasm. The transcript is spliced from 7 exons. Lineage: Eukaryota; Metazoa; Echinodermata; Crinoidea; Comatulida; Comatulidae.